GCCGGAGCCGCCGCGCCCGGAGGAUGCGACGCACCGCAGUGUUCUAAGAACGGAAACAUCUGGGCUAGAUGGAAUUUAGCAUCAAAAAAAAUCCUCUUUCUGUUCAGAAAGUUGUAAAGUGCAUUAAGAUGAAGCAGGCACCAGAAAUCCUUGGCAACACAAAUGGAAAGACUCAGAGCUGUGAAGUAAAUCGUGAGUGUUCGGUGUUCCUCAGCAAAGCCCAGCUUUCUAACAGUCUGCAGGAGGGCGUCAUGCAGAAGUUUAAUGGCCGCGAUGCACUUCCCUUUAUUCCAGCUGAGAAGUUAAAGGAUCUUACUUCCCGUGUAUUUAAUGGAGAACCUGGCACUCAUGAUGCCAAAUUGCGUUUUGAACCCCAGGAAAUGAAAGGAAUGGGGACACCACCUAGCACUACCCCUGUCAAAAAUGGAUCUCCAGAAAUUAAGUUGAAAAUCACCAAAACGUACAUGAACGGGAAACCUCUGUUUGAGUCUUCCAUCUGUGGUGACAGUGCUGCCGAUAUGUCCCAGUCUGGAGAAAAUGGACAAAAAUCAGAAAACAAGGCGAGGAGGAACAGAAAGAGGAGUGUAAAGUAUGACUCCUUAUUAGAGCAGGGCCUUGUUGAAGCAGCCCUAGUGUCUAAGAUCUCAAGUCCUUCUGAUAAAAAGAUUCCACUUAAGAAAGAUUCUUGCCCAAGUAUUGGCAGAGACAAAGACUGCCUAUUGAAAUACAACAUCGGCGAUUUGGUGUGGUCCAAAGUGUCAGGUUACCCUUGGUGGCCUUGCAUGGUUUCUGCAGAUCCACUCCUUCACAGCUACACCAAACUUAAAGGUCAGAAAAAGAGUGCACGUCAGUAUCAUGUACAGUUCUUUGGUGAUGCCCCAGAAAGAGCUUGGAUAUUUGAGAAGAGCCUUGUAGCUUUCGAAGGAGAAGGACAGUUUGAAAAAUUAUGCCAGGAAAGUGCCAAGCAGGCACCCACGAAAGCUGAGAAAAUUAAGCUCUUGAAACCUAUUUCAGGGAAACUGAGGGCCCAGUGGGAAAUGGGCAUUGUUCAAGCAGAAGAGGCUGCGAGCAUGUCGGUAGAGGAACGGAAGGCCAAGUUCACAUUUGUCUAUGUGGGGGACCAGCUUCAUCUCAACCCUCAAGUGGCGAAGGAGGCUGGCAUUGCUGUGGAGUUUUCAGGAGAAAUGGCAGGAGCUUCAGAAGUCAGUGAGGAAACUGCCGAAAACCCCAAGUUUGUGCGAGAAGAGGCCAUUCCUGUGAAGAGAAGGCGGAGAACCAAACUGUCUGGGUCUGCUGAAAAUCAGGAGAGUGAUCCUGGCACAGGAAGGAACUCUCCCCAAAAGAUGGCAGAGGCAGACCCCAAAAGAGGAGUAGGGUCUCCUCCUGGGAGGAAGAAGACCACGGCCUCCACUCCACGAAGCAGGAAGGGAGAUGCAGCAUCCCAGUUUUUGGUCUUCUGUCAAAAGCACAGGGAUGAGGUGGUUGCUGAGCACCCAGAUGCUUCAGGUGAAGAGAUUGAAGAAUUGCUUGGAUCCCAGUGGAAUAUGCUCAAUGAGAAACAGAAAGCACGCUAUAACACCAAGUUUGCCCCAGUGACCUCUGCCCCAUCUGAAGAAGAUUCCGGUAACUUAAAUGGGAAAAAAAGAAACCACACAAAGAGGACACAGAACCCUACAGAUGAUAUUGAAGUUGAGGAUGCGCCCAGGAAAAGACUCAGGACAGACAAGCACAGUCUUCGGAAGAGAGACACAAUCACUGACAAAACGACCAGGACAAGUUCUUACAAGGUCACAGAGGCAGCCUCCUCACUCAAGAGCCAGGCAGCAACGAAAAAUCUGUCUGAUGCAUGUAAACCACUGAAGAAGCGAAAUCGGGCUUCUGCGACAGCGUCUUCAGCUCUUGGGUUUAGCAAAAGUUCAUCUCCUUCUGCAUCCUUAACUGAGAAUGAGGUCUCGGACAGCCCAGGAGAUGAGCCUUCGGAGUCCCCAUAUGAAAGUGCAGAUGAAACACAGACUGAAGUGUCCAUCUCGUCUAAAAAGUCCGAGCGAGGAAUGACUGCCAAAAAGGAGUACGUGUGUCAGCUGUGUGAGAAGACAGGCAGCCUCCUACUGUGCGAAGGCCCCUGCUGUGGCGCUUUCCACCUCUCCUGCCUUGGGCUUUCCCGGAGACCAGAGGGGAGGUUCACCUGCAGCGAGUGCACCUCAGGGAUUCACUCGUGUUUUGUGUGUAAGGAGAGCAAGACAGACGUUAAGCGCUGUGUUGUGACUCAGUGUGGGAAGUUUUACCACGAGACCUGUGUAAGGAAAUUCCCUCUGACUGUGUUUGAGAGCCGAGGCUUCCGCUGCCCCCUGCACAGCUGUGUGAGCUGCCAUGCUUCAAACCCUGCAAACCCAAGGCCGUCAAAAGGUAAAAUGAUGCGCUGUGUGCGCUGCCCUGUUGCCUAUCACGGUGGAGAUGCCUGUCUGGCAGCAGGGUGCUCAGUCAUCGCUUCCAACAGCAUUGUCUGCACAGCCCACUUCACAGCUCGCAAGGGGAAGAGGCACCAUGCCCAUGUCAAUGUGAGCUGGUGCUUCGUGUGCUCUAAAGGGGGGAGCCUCCUGUGCUGUGAGUCCUGCCCAGCAGCCUUCCACCCUGACUGCCUGAACAUCGAGAUGCCUGACGGCAGCUGGUUCUGUAACGACUGCAGGGCUGGGAAGAGAUUGCACUUCCAAGAUAUCAUCUGGGUUAAACUUGGGAACUACAGAUGGUGGCCGGCAGAAGUUUGCCAUCCCAAAAAUGUUCCCCCAAAUAUUCAGAAAAUGAAGCACGAGAUUGGAGAAUUCCCUGUGUUUUUCUUUGGGUCUAAAGAUUAUUACUGGACGCAUCAGGCUCGAGUGUUCCCGUACAUGGAGGGGGACCGGGGCAGUCGCUACCAGGGGGUCAGAGGGAUCGGAAGAGUCUUCAAAAACGCGCUGCAAGAAGCUGAAGCUCGUUUUCGUGAAAUUAAACUUCAAAGGGAAGCCCGAGAAACACAGGAGAAUGAACGCAAGCCCCCACCCUACAAGCACAUCAAGGUGAAUAAGCCUUAUGGGAAAGUCCAAAUCUACACAGCUGAUAUUUCUGAAAUCCCAAAGUGCAACUGUAAGCCCACAGAUGAGAAUCCUUGUGGCUUUGAUUCAGAGUGUUUGAACAGGAUGCUGAUGUUCGAGUGCCACCCGCAAGUGUGUCCAGCAGGGGAGUACUGCCAGAACCAGUGCUUCACCAAGCGCCAGUACCCAGAGACCAAGAUCAUCAAGACUGACGGCAAAGGGUGGGGCCUGGUCGCCAAGAGGGACAUCAGAAAGGGAGAAUUUGUUAACGAGUAUGUUGGGGAGCUGAUUGAUGAGGAGGAGUGCAUGGCAAGAAUCAAGCACGCACACGAGAACGACAUCACCCACUUCUACAUGCUCACGAUAGACAAGGACCGCAUAAUUGAUGCUGGCCCCAAAGGAAACUAUUCUCGAUUUAUGAAUCACAGCUGCCAGCCCAACUGUGAAACCCUCAAGUGGACAGUAAACGGGGAUACUCGUGUGGGCCUGUUUGCUGUGUGUGACAUUCCUGCAGGUACAGCUCUCGGGGGACUCUACGAGGGGGCCCUCACCACAUGGACAAGUAGAGUGGCUGUUGCUUUGAGCUGUGUGUGACCAGAACAGAAAGGCUCUGGGGGUGCGGGAGGUGAUAUGGAAGUUACCUCCACAUCCCUUUCUUCAGAGGAAAAGGGGAAAAAGACCAAGAAGAAAACCAGGCGGCGCAGAGCGAGAGGGGAUGGGAAGAGGCAGUCCGAGGAUGAGUGCUUCCGCUGUGGUGAUGGCGGCCAGCUGGUGCUAUGUGACCGCAAGUUCUGCACCAAGGCCUACCACCUGUCCUGCCUGGGCCUAGGCAAGAGGCCCUUCGGCAAGUGGGAGUGUCCUUGGCAUCAUUGUGAUGUGUGUGGCAAGCCUUCAACUUCGUUCUGCCACUUUUGCCCCAAUUCAUUUUGUAAGGAACACCAAGACGGGACAGCCUUCAGUUCAACCAAGGACGGGCAAUCCUACUGCUGCGAGCAUGACUUGGGGCCAGAGGCCAUCAGAAGUGCCAAGACUGAGAACCCUUUUCCAGAACCAGUGAAGUUGAAGGGGAAGAGGAAGAAAAGGAGGUGUUGGAGGAGGGUCACAGAAGGCAAAUAGCACCAGGUGGCAGCUUGGCCAGAUCUAGGGCGGUGUGAGGUGGCCAGCCCUGCCUGUGGGGAGAGGGCAAGCAUGGGAGUGGCCCAGGGUCCAGGACAGAUGCACAGGCCUCCUUGGGAGGGUGCGCCUGCCUGCACUGAGCCCUCCUCCGCAGCGUCUGCUGCGCUUGCACUGACGACUGCCGAGCCGCCGUGGCCAGGACAGACACGCCUUCCUCACAAGCGCCACACUAACACUUGAAUUUCUGAGAAUGGCGAGGUUUCCUCCCGCUGUUUUAGGUUAAAGUUACGAUUGAAAGUUAAUUGGCGUAUGAAAUGUUUCUCUCAUCUGAAGUGUAUAGAAUAGUAUUUUUUCUAAAGGGCACUAUUAACUCUGACCUUGAUCUCGCUCUGCUUCUGCCUACAGCCGUCAUCACUCAGGUGAGACCAGGGGGGGCCUCUGCAUGGACUCGGACCCUGGAUUCCUUGGAAACCAUGAUUUUGAUUAUUUUGCUCUUUUGAAACAGCUAUAUAUUUUUUUUUUGUACUAAUGUGAAUUUUUCCUCAAUGCUUCUUUUCCAUCCUAGUGAGAAGCUGGCGGUGCAGAUGAUGAUAGUGAUAGUGUUGUAAGAUUUCCUCCCAUAGCUUUUCCUCGUCAUGGAUUUGACCUAAACGCCAGUAACUUGUCCACCAUCAAAACACAGGUCUUGGGGAGCCCUCUUCCCAACCUAGCCAGGUUGGGGCACCUCCCACCUGGGACUAUCUUCUGAACUUUCAUCAUUUGUGGGAAAACUUUGUAUUAUUUUUUUACUUGGCUUUUCUUUACAGUUUCUGGCUUUUAUUCUCAAUAUAUUUUUUGCUAAACCCAUUCCACAAAUCACCACUGACUGAAACGUGUAUUUACUGAUGCGACCUAAGUCCCACGGCAGAAGGAAUUACCUCGGUGAGGGUGUGACACUGCGUCUGCCUGGAGUACAGGGACUGACAACUUAGGGAGCUCUGGAGGGCGCUGCAGGCACCACCCCCAUGUGGGACCAGGACCAAGGAGACCCAGAGCUUUGUGCUGGUACCAUCUGCAUGCUUUCCCCUCAGCAGUCCAGGUCUGUUACUAGAAACACAGGUUGUGCUGCUGGCUCCGAGGUGCUCUGCACCAGGCAGGCUCAACACCUCCUCUCUGUGCAAGUCCAUAUCUUUUAGUUACUCAAAGGCCCAGCCCCACAGUGAGAAAUGUCCAAUUACUAGAGUCUCUAGACAGAAUCUUAAAGACUUAAUUCUUUUUUUCCUGGGGAUUCCUCUUGACCCCAGGCUUGUGUGGAGCAGACUGGGAAAGGGAGAGGUGCAUAUGCCCCAAGGGGCAGUGAUCUCCCAAAGGGGAUGAAGGACACUUUGCGGCAGCUGCAUUUUCUGACUUUUUCUUAGAAUACCCCAAGGAGAAAAUCCAUUUUGCAGGAAAGUUUACAAAACUCUUGAAAACUGCUACUGAGGUCUCCUGUUCUUUCAUGUUGUCUUUUUUGCUCUGUCCAAGUGCAGUUAGUUUGUCUUUGGACCUAAGACUGACCACUUGGUGGGUCUGUGACCAGCACACUUAGGCUUCAGGUGUGAGGACCCACAGUCCUGCCCUCCCUAAGCACUGGUCCUCCUGACCAGUGGCUGCUACCACAGUCCCAGACAAAAAGGGACUAAAGGAAAACGAGCUCUGCAGUUGGCCGGCUCCUCUGUGUGCCAGUUGCUCCCUCUACAGACGCAGCCGCCAUGGCCACCAGAAGGACAGGCAGUGGGGAGAGCUUUCAGUUCAGACUCUAGCCUCUCAGAUGGUCCCCAGAAAAUCCUGGACUGGUUCAUAGGGUUAUGCUCCUUGUGCCCUGAACUUAGAGGCUGCUGUAGUGACAGGUCUUUGGAGCCAAGGCCCCAGGGGCCCUCUGAUACCUGUAGGCAAAUGCUGUCACCCGUCCAAGAGAUCCUUUUCUACCAGUAGAGGGUUUCUUCGUAAGUCAAAACAUCAGAAUUGGUUUUGCAGUGCACUUUGGGGGAGAAGAUUAACUUAUUUUUGUGUUUGCCAGUAGUAAAAUCUUAGGAUGUUUUGAGUUAUGUUGAUAUUACUUCCAAAUUAUUUUAUGACCUUUCUGAAGGAAAUACUGCAAACAUUUUAAAUAUGGUUCCUUCCCCUUUCCAAAAAACUGUUAAACUAAUGAGCAAAUAACACUAACUUUGGAAGUCUUUAGAAUAUCAGUUUUAAACCAGAGUAAAACAAAGCUUUGGUGCCAAGCUUGAAGGGCCUUUUCCCAUUGGAGCUCACCAACACCUAGCUGUGACCAUGGAUACAUGGCUGGUGCUCUGACCUGCCUGCUUUGUUCAAAGAGCCUGGGAGAAGUUUCUUUUUAAAGACUUGGUGACUUUCUGAACAUCAGCUUUGAUCCUUUGUCAUUAAUGUGAAGCAAACCACAGAAUGAAAACUGGCCAAACACCUCAAGAAUCUCUGACGUCAGAAACCGAGCAGGAUCUGCAGACCCAGACCUCCGGCAACAGCUGCACGCGUGAGCAGAGACAGGAGCACCCACACUGCACAUGCGGCCACAGGGAUACACUCCAUGAGCAGGUUUAAAACAUGGUCACUUGUGGGGAAAUGUGGCCCCUGAAGUGGGAGAACCCGGUUUUGUCCUGUCUCUGAGAGGCUGAGUGCCCCUGGUGCCCACUCAGGUCCUCUGCUGCUGACACCUCCCAAGUAUUGAGCUUGACACAUGAACCAUAAUGUGUACAGUGCCCACUUUCUAUAACAACAACCUUGUUUUUAAGAAUUAAAGGCAAACCUGUUUCAAUCAGUUAACAAGAUGGUCAGUUCCAAUUACACUGACCAUCUUGUUGGGCAGCUGAUGACUAUCAGUGAAAUGCCUGCCCACGAGGUGCUGCACGUCACUGUGCCCUACUGAGAUGUGAUGUGCCCACCCAGAAGUUAAACAUAAAUUUAAAUGUGCCUCUUGGUGUCUAAACUUCAUACAGUGUAAGGUCAGAGUCCUUUUAAGAAUACCAGGUGCCGUCACCAGUUCUGAUAGUUAGACUUAAAAACUUGAACUUCACUUUUGGGGGUGGGGGGGAAGUAUACUGAAAUAUAGAUUUGAGAUUUGCCAGCUGGGGAAAAAUAGCAUUUAAAGUGGAAAGUUGUGUUUGGAAAAUUGUGUAUGAGUAUUUUUGUAUUAAAGAAUUUUUAAAGGCUUUUUUUCUUAACUUA
Otolemur garnettii (small-eared galago) is the source of this 7388-nucleotide messenger RNA. It is a transcript of the gene NSD2, whose product is annotated as nuclear receptor binding SET domain protein 2. The transcript is spliced from 21 exons. The record is from RefSeq and is a predicted model, not a curated record. Gene Ontology annotation, molecular function: histone H3K36 methyltransferase activity; protein binding. NCBI's taxonomy places the organism in Eukaryota, Metazoa, Chordata, Mammalia, Primates, Galagidae. Gene Ontology annotation, cellular component: nucleus; chromatin. Gene Ontology annotation, biological process: regulation of DNA-templated transcription.